AUGAAGGGCAUACAGGCGUCGUUUUUCAUUCUACUCGAAGCCCUUGUUGUCGUGACAGGAUUUUCUCACUCCGAAUAUUUCACAAUACGAGAAAAUAAGCGCCUCAUAGGUCAUCGUAUUAAACAAGUCGAUUCUAUCAGUUUGAAGUCGUGCAGCCAGUUUUGCUUGAGACAUCCAUGGUGCACUUCAACAAACUUCCAAAUAUCAACCAAGAUGAGCGGCAGAGAUACUUGUGAAUUGAACAUGCACGGAGUUAUCAUCGAAAACAAUGAUCAUUUCCAUGAUCAAGAAGGAGUAACUUUCUCUCUGAUGUUAAAGGGAUGUUUGUUGACCGGCUGUCUUAAUGGUGGCUCCUGUGUGUAUGACAAAAAGGGACACCUGUUCUCAUGUUUGUGCAAAAUACCGUGGACGGGAAAAAAAUGUGAAAAUAAAAACGGAACAGGUUGGGAGUUAAAUAGGCCUGCUAAUUCCUGCAAGCACAUCCGGGACGCUGGAGACUCCAGAGGAGACGGGGAAUACUGGAUCGACCCUGAGAACAAAGGAAGCCCUUUGAAGGUCUAUUGCGACAUGACAACUGAUGGAGGAGGCUGGCUUCUCGUUUCCAACCUUGUGGCCGACUCAAGUUGGUCCGUUCCGUUUUUGGUUGAGCGGUCGUACCAUGCUAUCAGCCAAUAUCACAGGAACAACAUGUUUCUGGCCAAAACGGCCAUGAAUGAGCUCAGAACAUACUUGAAUUUUACUCAGCUGAGAUUCCAUUGCAGCAAACGAUCGAAGCGUACGUUCCACGUGACCACAGCCACCAAUAGCAUCGGAGAAGCUGUGGUCCAGUACUUUAGCGGUCAGACAGAUGCGCGACCAAACUCGUGUGAAUCUUUUGUCAGAAUGGAAGACGACAACUCAAAAUUAGCCAAGGUCUGCCGACAGUGGGGGUUCGACUCUUCGAAGCCUUACGUUGGUAAAUGGAGCAUACCUAAUCGCAAUGACGACAGAUUGUACAAUCAUGUUGUGUUUGACGGUUAUGACUAUUACUGGAAUAUUCAGCCACCACGACGACAAUUUGACUGCGACGAUCUUGCAAAUGCAGUAUCUGCUGGUGAUUUCUGGAAAGUUUUUGUACGUUAG
This is a messenger RNA of Pocillopora verrucosa, 1122 nucleotides long. The record is from RefSeq and is a predicted model, not a curated record. NCBI's taxonomy places the organism in Eukaryota, Metazoa, Cnidaria, Anthozoa, Scleractinia, Pocilloporidae.